CACAAGGUAAGUAUUUCGUCAGCGUUGUCGCAGACGAGUACGCCAGACAGGUCAUCUGUGGUCUGACGGGAGAGUUCUACUCCUGGGAUCUUUUGAGGAUGGCCCCGAAACGAUCUUCAACCACCGUCUCGGGACAUCGUCAACUGUCGCCAAACUUGCUGGAUCGACUCGCGACCGUGCUUGGAUACACACUGGAAUCGGGGGAGAGUUGCGAAACGCCCUAUAUCAGAUACAUACUCGGCCAAUGGCCAGGUGAGGGAACACUGGACGAGUACGUUCGGCUCGUUGUGAAUAUUAUUGAGUACUUCAUUAACAGCGAAGAAAGCCAGAGUACAAAGGGCCUAAACCUGCGACGAAAAACCAGCACAAUUAAGCAAUGUAUUGAUGGUUUAGUCGACGAUUUGGCUCAGCCUUACUUCCGCCAUCUUCUCCCCGACGACGGGACUCGUCGCCGCGUCGUUGUCGACACCGUUCUCCUCAUUCUAGGAUCAUGGACGCUGAUGCAAAGCUACUUCAUACCUCAGCGGGGUGAACCACGGCAUAUUCUAUUAGCUUACUGCUGGAACAAUGAUAAGGAAUACUUGGAGACGUCGGGCUUAGAGGAGACGCUCACUGGCCUUCUAACCAAGAGUGGGCUUCUUCCUAACCCAAGCGAAAGCGUCAAUCCUGAGCACAUAACGAAAGGGUCUUUGAUUAUGAAGGUCACGGGUGAUGAAUCCGCUCUAUCAAGCUCUAGGUCUGCACUGCACCCAUCUCUUGGCUUAGUGGAAUCUUUGGAAAUAGCUGCGACAACAUUGAACGCCUUCAAACUUGGUAAUCUCGGUGCAGUGCGCAUCCUAUGGACUAACAACCUCUCUCGGCACAUGCUGCUAUCAAACCAUGCAAAGAAGUUUUAUUUGGAGCUCUUCGCGAUUCCCAGCGCACUCCAAGAUGGGCCAGACUCAGCUCUCAAGUACACGGGCAUCUCCAGUGAUCUAAUGGACGAGAUCUGCCAGUCGUAUGCAAACCUCUUCAACCCAAAGGUUUCAAGUCGCUCGCAUACGUACUUGGGUAGGCUGUUUGGUGCAAAAUUCUGGUGCUGGUGCCUUCCUUGCUCGUCCAGGCGCCUGAUGAAUAACCAACUGAGGAAGCUCAAGUCAAAUUCCCCUGUUCCUGGGGACAUCAAGCUCACGGAUUCGACGAGGCCAAAAUUCGAUCCCGCUUUGAAAGACUUGAUGAGCAAGAAUGCUAGAGGCUGGGAUCAGACUGAGUUUGAAUACCUCUGGCCGCGUAUAGUAAUACUCGAUGCGCAUCUAUCGGGCUCGAAACCCUGGAGCUUUUGGGUUAUCUUUCGAGACCGUCGCGACUCGGUGCAGUUUUGGACUUUUCUAUUCGGUACCAUCAUUUUGUUCCUUACCUUCGUCCAAGUAUUUUUGGGCAUUGCCCAAGUCGCUUCGGGCUUUCUAUAACGAAUGUCAUGAAUCGGCUAGCAAGUCAUAAUAUCUACUAUUCAGAACAUGUUCACUUCAUACGAUGCGAUGCUCACUUCUGAGCGUCAAUGGUGCUUGAAAUGCACCAUAAAAGGACACAUGCCCAUCCUCUAAGCGGUUGUAGAAUUUCCGACCUUCCAUGUCAAAUCUCGUGAACUCAGCCACCGGCUGUGCCCAAGAUGAGAAACCGGCGACUUUUGCACACAGUACAUCAUCACCGGCAUCCUCGUGUAUACACACGGCCGUUCCACUCUGGGCUCCUGGUGCUCUCAACGCAGGAUCAACUCUGUAAAGGAGUGACCGUGAGACU
Ilyonectria robusta is the source of this 1779-nucleotide messenger RNA. RefSeq lists its product as uncharacterized. NCBI's taxonomy places the organism in Eukaryota, Fungi, Ascomycota, Sordariomycetes, Hypocreales, Nectriaceae. Bases 99 to 1448 code for a protein of 449 amino acids. The record is from RefSeq and is a predicted model, not a curated record. The transcript has 3 exons.